Molecule: messenger RNA, 2259 nt
Organism: Moesziomyces antarcticus
Lineage: Eukaryota; Fungi; Basidiomycota; Ustilaginomycetes; Ustilaginales; Ustilaginaceae
Exons: 1
Coding region: 1-2259 (752 amino acids)
Source: RefSeq, a predicted model, not a curated record
AUGCGCCUCCUGACCUCGCGCCUACUCGUGGCGACCAUUGUCCUGCUUCUCCUCGCUGCCUCGUGCCAGGCCUCUGUCAGUACGGGCCAUCAGAGCCAUGACAUCUUCGACGUAGCUCCUUCCUCUCGCCAUCUAAGUAAGAGAGUCGACGAGGAGACAGUCGCAUCCGCGUGGUCCAAGGCACAGGUCCCCGAAAGGCUUCGAAACUGGAAGAUUUUCCAGGAUGGCGGUGGGUUCCGAGAGACGAUUCGCAAAGGCUACAUUGGCUUCCUACGCAAGCUCGACAAGCUGCACGAGCCAUAUCCAGAAUUCCGGCACAUCAAGAAGGAAUGGAUCUACGAAAAGGAUCUGCGUCAACACUAUGUGCUUCCUCGUGUGCUUCGGAUUCCUGCCAUUACUCAAGAGACCGCCAUUCCCAAUCUCAAACCCUUCGUAGCAGCCCUGAAGGAUGCAGACUCCGAGCUCAAGCUCAAUACGGAAGCGCGCGAGCGUGUGCCCAAUCUUUCCGAGCACCUUGACGAGAAAGAGGCGGAGGCAACGGCGGCCGAGUCGGAUGCACAGCCGUCCAACAAAAAGAAUGCAGGUACGGACACGUCGCAAGACAUCAGCGGGUCUCCGCAGCGCGGCUCGCGACGCCGAAAGCCGCGACGCUUCAACCGGCUGAAUAGCUUCCAGCAGUUCCGUCCGGCGGAACCUUCAGCAGAACAACCUCCCCUGAGCCAGGCCUCGUCACUCCAGCGUUCAGAGAUCCAGAGCGAGGCAUCGUCAGCCAGGGGCAGCGUGGAUCAGCCAGAGCGGGCCGCCACACCCGUCCAGGAAGAGGCAAACGCGGAUCGCGAGGCUGACAAGCAGCCAUCCGCAAUGCGACGCUUUCGCGACUCGAUCAUGAAGUUCCAGGAUCGAUUCGAACGGAUCAAGAAAUUUCGAGAUGACCAGAUCGGCAAGGCGUCACUUCACUAUCAAGCUCCGACGCAAGCAUUCGCCCCUCACAGCGUACUUUCUCCCGAGGAGAUCGGUCUGAAUCCAGUCCGCCUUCCGACCAUCCGUUCGGGUGAUUCUAGUCUGGAGAACACGCCUCGUGUCGACGACGGCAAAGGCAACGAGGCCGAUGUUUCGAACAGCGUCUCUCCGGCGCUUCGCAACAACGACCCCUUCGGACAGUCUUCGGGCUUGCAUCGAUCCGGCUCGGUUGAGUCGCAAUGGAACGGCAAGACAGAUCCGUCUCCACCGCUCUCGCCCUACCAAAGCUCCACGCCGAGAUACGGUGGACGCACGGGCACUCAGACCCCAGGAGAGCCUGGCCUGCCGUACGACUACGCCGAGAUUCUCCAUGCCGCUCGCGUCAGGCACGGAUUCGUCCAAAGAAUGCAUAACCCCGCCGAUGCAUCCAAGCAGUCGCUCUGGAGGGGAAGCGAAAGGGCCGGCUCAGGUAGUGAGACUGCGUCCGAAAGCGGCUUGGGGGAUUCACCUUCUCGGUCGGCCAUCCAGAGGAUGCAAGAGGAGGCGGACAAGCACAACAUCGGCUAUGUUGUCUAUGAUGGACCUACGUCGCCAGGCGUCCGCACACCGAGGUCACCGGUCAGCGAUGCAGAAGUGUUUCCGGCACGAUCCGUCUCGCCCCAGCCUCAGCCGGCGGUGAAUCCUCGAACGGACUCGCGGCCUCGAGUUGCUGCCGCUGGUCGGCGAGCGCGGACCAAAGGUAUCGCCCGCCCUGCGAAUCUCGGAUCCUUGAGUGUGCCGCCACGCUUUGAUACCGGCCAGAAGAGCUUGCCUGGUGUGGAUCCCUUGCCUGGCGUGGAGUCGCCUUCAGCAGAGGGAGCGCCUGCAGCCAAGCGUAAGCGGCCAGACCCGCUGGGUGAUCCAUCCAGCUCGCCGUCUCCAAAGGGCUUUGUUGGGUUUGGACCGCCGCCUGGCGAGCUGCCGUCUCCGCAAUUCCCCGGCUUCCGACGCUCCAUCCCCGGCAAAGACCAGCCGAGCGUCGCAAGCAACGUCGCAAGCAACCGUCCAAACACCAGUCCCAAUCCGAUCAUGGAUCCCACGGUUCCCGCUUCGGUCGUCUUCCGCCGUCAACGCCUUCAGAAUCUCGUGCGUACGGACCCCAACUAUCUCUCCAAGCUUCGCGGCAGCACGGUCGCCGCGAGCGAGGCCAACAUCCGAAUGGCGCGCGAACCCAACGCCGCACGCUCCGGCCGGGACUCUCCCGAUCUUAGCCGAGCACCCACGUUCCCCCCGAGAACCAUGCCGACUCAGCAGGACUGA